Messenger RNA from Temnothorax curvispinosus, 382 nucleotides. RefSeq lists its product as uncharacterized. The transcript has 2 exons. Bases 56 to 376 code for a protein of 106 amino acids. Lineage: Eukaryota; Metazoa; Arthropoda; Insecta; Hymenoptera; Formicidae. The record is from RefSeq and is a predicted model, not a curated record.
UAAAGAUACUGCUGUUAAUAAAAAUAGCGAUUCAUUAUUUCACAAUAACAACUUAAUGAAUGAUUUGUCACUAUCUAUUACUACAAAUGCUGCUUUGAACACUAAUAUAUCAAAUACGAAUACUAAUAUCGAAGACGAUAUCUGUGCAUUAUCGAAUAAGAAUUUCCAUGACGUUGAACGACAUACUGAAUGUGAUGUUGAAACUAAUGUUGAAUCUAAUUCUAAUUCUACACUUUGUAACAAUAAAAAUUUGAAUGAUGACAUUAGAAAGUCAGUAAAUUUGCAAGAUGCUCUUAUUAUAAAUAAAAGCAAUGAUUUCUUACGUCAUAAUAACAAUGAUGUAAUAAGUGGUAAGUUUUUAAGAUAUGCAGGAUGAGUCAAA